UAAUCGUAUCAGUUCUGUAACUUUGAGUGCUGAGAAAUCAAAGCAAAACAAUAAAAGCGCAUCAAUCCGGCCAUCAUGGGGUCCGAAACACGUUGUCAACUCGCGGUCGUGGACGUCACUGCUAAAAACAUGAAGCCUGGCUCAGAAGCUUGGGUUUCAGCCUGUGGUGUCGUGCGUCGCUCACUCGAAGAAGAUGGCUGUUUCAUUGCACUUUAUGAUAAAGUCAGCCCGGGGCUUUGCCAUUCUAUGUUGUCUGCGCUGGAUGAACUGUUUGGUCUCCCUUUAGAAACCAAAAAGCAACUCACCAGCGACAAGCUUUUCCAUAGCUACUUUGGAGUCUCGUGGCUUCCCUUGUACGAGUCCGUGGCCAUCGACAAUGCUCUGUCCGAUGAUGGUUGCCAAAAGUUCGCUCACAUUAUGUGGCCUCAAGGAAAUGAUCGUUUCUGUGAAAUAAUGAAAGAGUAUGGAAAGUGGAUGGCGGAACUCGACCGUUUGGCGAAGAGAAUGGUGUUCGAUAGCUACGGGGUGGGCAAGAAGCCAUGCGAAUCAUUCCUAGAAUCAAACGACUAUCUGCUUCGAUUCUUGAAGUACAGAAAACCGGAGAAGGAUGAGAGUAACUUGGGAUUGCAUGCUCACUCGGACCUGACGCUGCUAUCCCUAUUGCAUCAACUCAAUUUCGGAGGCCUGGAAAUCAAACCCAAGGGCAAGGACUACUGGAUCGAGGUUGAUGCCUCCCCCUCCUCCUUCGUCGUCAUGGCCGGUGACGCAUUAAAGGUGUGGAGUAACGGGAGGGUGCACUCGUGUGAACACCGAGUUGUGAUGAAGAAUGCAGAGAGAACGAGGUAUUCGGUGGGAUUCUUUUCGUUCAGCGGGAAGACGAUGGAGGUGCCGGAGGAGCUGGUGGACGAGCAGAAUCCCUUGCGUUAUAGACCAUUUGAUAAUUAUGAUUACCUUCGGUUCUGUGACACUACCAAAAUCAAAGAUCCUGCUGAGGUGCGUCUCGCAACUUAUUGCGGUGUUUGAAAGAAAGCUGGUCAGUUUCUCUUUUUCAACAAACAGGGUGGGUGGGUGUCUUGGUGCUUUUCAAAUUAUGGGCUUCCUGUUGUUUCUUCCUGUUUUAAAUAACGGACUAAUGAAGUCAACCUAGCGUCCGUGCGUUAACAUGCAUAUUAAUACAUGCCUUGAUGUACUCAGGAGUUUGCUUGUUAUUUCUCGAUCUUGUCUAGUAAAAGUCAAGAGUGACCCGUGUAUUAGUCAUGGCAAAAUAA
Molecule: messenger RNA, 1268 nt
Organism: Prosopis cineraria
Lineage: Eukaryota; Viridiplantae; Streptophyta; Magnoliopsida; Fabales; Fabaceae
Product: probable 2-oxoglutarate-dependent dioxygenase AOP1
Exons: 3
Coding region: 76-1023 (315 amino acids)
Molecular function (GO): dioxygenase activity
Source: RefSeq, a predicted model, not a curated record